Messenger RNA from Trichomonas vaginalis G3, 1125 nucleotides. RefSeq names its product organellar and viral DNA polymerase type B. The annotation marks the transcript as partial. The transcript has a single exon. Gene Ontology annotation, molecular function: nucleotide binding; DNA binding; DNA-directed DNA polymerase activity. The record is from RefSeq and is a predicted model, not a curated record. Lineage: Eukaryota; Parabasalia; Trichomonadida; Trichomonadidae. Gene Ontology annotation, biological process: DNA replication.
CAAGCUGAACCAACAAAGGAAAAGUUCAUCUCAGGAUUUUACUGUCAGAUCGAGAUCUUGUCGAUCGGUAAGAACUCAGCAUUCCCAUUGAUUGUCGUCAAUCCUGACAUCAACCCUGACUUACAUGUUGCCAGAAGUUCCAAUACAUGCUGCAAGAUGUUCGUAGACCACAUUACGCUUCAAGAUCUGAUCAAGUUCCAAGAGAUCUCAUGCAAAGUCAUUGAUGGAUACUAUUAUGAUGGAAAAAGGGACAUGACAAUAAGGAAUGAAGUUAAGAAGCUCUUCGAAUUACGUGCUAAGUAUAAGAAGGAAGGUAAUCCGAUACAAGAGAUCAUCAAACUUCUUUUGAACAGUAUCUAUGGUAAGACGAUAUUAAAGCCCAUUGACAAAAAGAUUCGUUUCAUCAAGGACAAUAAGCUCACUGACUAUAUCAUUAAGAACUAUAAUGACAUACAGACAAUAGAGUUCAUCCCCGAUUCCGAACUUUCAUGUGUAAAGUCAUUUAAACCUAUCGUUCGUCACUUUAACUAUUGUCCAUUAGGUGUUUCAAUCCUUUCUAUGUCCAAACGAAUCAUGAAUGAAGUAUUCUUCACAGCAGAAGAUUUGGGCUUGAAGUUGUUCUAUCAGGAUACAGAUAGUUUACACUUGUAUGAGAAGGACUUAGAUAAGUUAGCAGAAGAAUACAAGAGAAGGUAUAACAGAGAACUCAUUGGAAAAGCACUGGGUCAAUUUCAUUCAGACUUUGCAGAGAUUACUGCAGGACAUAUGUCUAAGGCACAAAGAUCUAUAUUCGUUGGAAAGAAGACUUACCUCGACGAAUUAACCAAUGACCUCAAGGAAAUUGCUUUCCACUGUCGAAUGAAGGGAAUCACACAGGACGUAAUUGCACUUACUGCAAACCAAAUGUUCCCAGAUGCGAUACAAGUACAUUAUGACGAGAAGAAAGGUUUGUUCUUCCCUGAGAAAGUUGGGGAAAAAUAUAGCAUCGUGGAAUUGUACAAAUCUCUUUAUGAAGGUGAUGAGAUAACCUUUGACUUGUGCAUUGGUUCGAAACCAUGCUUCAACAAAAAUAAGGACUUCACUAUUUCAACGAAGUCAUCUUUUGAACGUAAGUUAAAGUUCUAA